Molecule: messenger RNA, 4145 nt
Organism: Nerophis ophidion (straightnose pipefish)
Lineage: Eukaryota; Metazoa; Chordata; Actinopteri; Syngnathiformes; Syngnathidae
Product: gastrula zinc finger protein XlCGF8.2DB-like
Exons: 2
Coding region: 215-1300 (361 amino acids)
Biological process (GO): regulation of transcription by RNA polymerase II
Cellular component (GO): PcG protein complex; transcription regulator complex
Molecular function (GO): RNA polymerase II cis-regulatory region sequence-specific DNA binding; DNA-binding transcription factor activity, RNA polymerase II-specific
Source: RefSeq, a predicted model, not a curated record
CGACCUCUAGCGCAUGCGCAAUCGGAUCGAACAGUGACGAAGCGAACACACAAAGGUGGCGGACUGAAUGGCUUCCCGGAGAGCUUUCACCUUUACAGGAUCAAAUAUAGCAUCAAAUACCUCUCGGUUUGUCUGCAACAAAGCCCACGAAACGGAAGUUGAGUUCGGAGCGACGGCGUGUUACCUGAAGUGAAGAUUGAAGACGUGAUAGAAGAUGGACGACUACUGCUAUGCUAAGAUGGUGACGUCAUGUCAAAGAGAACAUGAAAGACAAUCAGAAACUUCCAGCAAAUCAUCAACGGAGAUAAAGACCAAAGAUGAAGACAUCCAGCAGCUGGUUAGUCAUCCAGAAGAACUUGCCCCUCAUUCGCCGGUGGGGAGCUCGAAUUUGAAGCAGGAGACUCCACAACCACCCUGUAUUAAAGAGGAGGAGGAGGAACUCUGGAUCACUCAGGAGGGAGAGUGUCUUCUAGGACUGCAUGAGGCCGAUCUCACCAAGUUGCCACUGACCGUCGUCUCUGUGAAGAUUGAAGAUGAUGACGAGAAACCACAAGUAGACAACCUCUUAGCUCCACUAUCAGAUAGUGAGGCUGAAGACGAGGUUGAACUAACUUUAACCAGCGAUACAGACUGUGAGGGUGAUAAGAGGACUCAAACUGACAACAAACACUCUAAAUGCCCUAAAAAAAGGAAAGGUAAACAAUGUUUGACCUGCUCGGUUUGUGGUAAAAGCUUUUCUCAAAAGGGCCAUUUGAUUCGACACUCGAGAACGCACACAGGAGAAAAACCAUUUGAUUGUUCAAUUUGUGGCAAACGCUUUACUCAAAAAAGCAAUUUGAUUCCACACAUGACAACGCACACAGGAGAGAAGCCGUUCCACUGCUCAGUUUGUGCGAAAAGGUUUACUCAAAAGAGUAGUUUGACUCAACACAUGAAAACACACACAGGAGAAAAAACAUGUAAUUGUUCAGAUUGCGGUAAAAGUUUUUCUCAAAGAAGUAAUUUGAUCCAACACAUGAGAACGCACACGGGAGAAAAGCCUUUUAAUUGUUCAGUUUGUGAUAGAAACUUUCCGCAUAAAACCAAUUUGAUUCACCACAUGAAAACACACACCGGAGAAAAACCAUAUGAAUGUUCAGUUUGCGGGAGACUCUUUUCUUAUAAAGGCAAUUUGAUUCAACACAUUAAAUUACACACGGAAGGAAAAUCAUUUAAUUGCUCGGUUUGUGGAAAAAUAUUUGCCAGAAAAUGCAAAUUGACUCAACACUUGAGAACACACACAGGAAUACAAAUCAUUUAAAUGUUCAAUUUUUGGUAAAACCAUUUUUCAAGCCAACGAAAAAACUAUUUUGCUGUGCAUUUUGCAGUAAAAGGUUUUAUUAUCGUGCAGACGCAGUGAAACAUAAGAACACACACGGGAAAGUAACCGAACAACUGUUUAGUUUGUGAUAGGUUUCUUAUAUGUGACGGCAUUCACUCAGAACCUCCUCAAAAUAAGUUGACUUCUUCUUUCUCAAAUAUCCGAGGUAUUGCUGAAUCGCAAAUGACGUCACAUUCGCUUUGCUUUGUCAUGGUGUGAUGCUCAUGGAGGGCGAACAAGCUUAAACCUAACAAAAUAUGGUCAAAGACACGUUAGUAAGGUUAGAGUUUGAACUAAAAAUGUUGUUUUGCAUGUGCUCUUCUUAAAAGUUCCAAACGUGCAAACAAAGAGAUGGGAAAGAGCUUUUAUAGAGUUUAGAUAGGAGUGGUUUCUUGAAGGGGAACAUUAUCACAAUUUCAAAAGGGUUAAAAACAAUAGAAAUCAAUUCCCAGUGGCUUGUUGUAUUUUUUGAAGUUUUUUCCAAAAUUUUACCGGUCCCGGAAUAUCCCUAAAUAAAGCUUUAAAGUGCCUUAUUUUCGCUCUCUCGAAGCCACUGGCCAUUUCCCUGUGACGUCACACAGUGCUGCCAAUGUAAACAAACAAUGGGAAUACCACAGCAAGAUAUAGCGACAUUAGCUCGGAUUCAGACUCGGAUUUCAGCGAUUCAACAGAUUACGCAUGUAUUGAAACAGAUGGUUGGAGUAUGAAAGUAUUGAAGAAGAAACUGAAGCUAUUGAGCGAACAGCUAUUGACGCUAUUCAUAGCCAUAGCAUGGCCGAAUAGCUGCGUUAGCAUCGCCGGUAAAAUGUGCGGACCAAACGAUCAGGACUUUCGCAUCUUUUGACACUGGAGCAACUUAAAUCCGUCGAUUGGUAAGUGUUUGUUUCGCAUUAAAUGUGGGUGGAAGGAAACGUAAUAUAGUUGCAAAUGCAUCUGCAGGUUAUCCAUACAUCUCUGUGCCAUGUCUGCUUUAGCACCGCCGGUAGAUAGCAUGUUAGUAUCGAUUAGCGUAGCAUGUUAGCAUCGAUUAGAAGGCAGUCACGCCGCGACCAAAUAUGUCUGAUUAGCACAUAAGUCAACAUCAACAAAACUCACCUUUGUGGUUUCGUUGUCUUUAUCGUUGCAAAUGCAUCUGCAGGUUAUCCAUACAUCUCUGUGCCAUGUCUGUCAUCGCCGGUAAAAUGUGGAGACACUCCGGCACAUUCAAUGGGGGUCUGGCGGCAGACACUUUGGCAUCUUGGGGCCAGUGGUGCAACUUGAAUCCCUCCCUGUUAGUGUUGUUACACCCUCCGACAACACACCGACGAGGCAUGAUGUCUCCAAGGUUCCAAAAAAUAGUCAAAAAAACGGAAAAUAACAGAGCUGAGACCCGGUGUUUGUAAUGUGUAAAUGAAAAUGGCGGCUGUAUUACCUCGGCGACGUCACGUUCUAACGUCAUCGCCAAAAGAGCCAUAAACAGAAAGGCGUUUAAUUCGCCAAAAUUCACCCACUUAGAGUUCGGAAAUCGGUUAAAAAAUAUAUAUGGUCUUUUUUCUGCAACAUCAAGGUAUAUAUUGACGCUUACAUAGGUCUGCUGAUAAUGUUCCCCUUUAAAGGUAAUAAAGUCAGGCAAACUAAAAAUGCGUGUCGAGAAAAUGCCUCUCAAACAUGUCACUUUCAUCUUGUGAAGUAGUCUGUAGCGAUCAUUUUGUAAAAUUUGAUUUGUUUGAGAAACUUUUUGAAGUUCUUUACCAUAUAGGUCAGUGGUGUCAAACAUACGUUAGGUUUUAUCUGGCCUGCGAGAUGAUUUUUGGUAAGUAUAAAAAUUAGCUGAGAUUUCUGAAUGAAAGAAACUGCUCUUCUAAAUAUGUCCACCGGAUGUCGCAAUAGCAAUUAUUUGUAUCCCCUUUUGCAGGAGUGCUCAUGACUUCAGAGGGGGCGGAGCUAUGUGCCCGGUUAAGAUAGAUCCAUGUUUUUCAACCACUGUGCCGGGAAAUACAGUCUGGUGUGCCGUGGGAGAUGAUCUAAUUUCACCUAUUUGGGUUAAAAUAUUUUUUGCAAACCAGUAAAUAUAGUCUGCAAAUGAUGUGUUGUUGUUGAGUGUUCGUGCUGUCUAGAGCUCGGCAGAGUAACCGUGUAAUACUCUUCCGUAUCAGUAGGUGGCAGCUGGUAGCUAAUUGCUUUGUAGAUGUCGGAAACAGCGGGAGGCAGGGUCCAUCCAUCCAUUUUCUACCGUGUAUUCCCUAUCGGGAUCACGGGGGGCGCUGGCGCCUAUCUCAGCUACAAUCGGGCGAAAGGCAGGGUACACCCUGGACAAGUCGCCACCUCAUCGCAGGGCCAACACAGAUAGACAGACAACAUUCACACUCAUAUUCACACACUAGGGACCAUUUAGUGUUGCCAAUCAACCUAUCCCCAGGUGCAUGUCUUUGGAGGUGGGAGGAAGCCGGAGUACCCGGAGGGAACCCACGCAUUCACGGGGAGGCAGAGUGCAGGUAAAAAUAUGUCUAAUGCUUAAAUCAAAAAUAAAGAAAAGGGGAGUGCCCCUAUAAAAAGGCAUUGAAGCUUAGGGAAUGCUAUGCAGAACAAAACUAAAGCUGAACGGGCUGCAAAGUAAAACAAAAACAGAAUGCUGGACGACAGCAAAGACUUACUGCGGACAGUCAACAAUGUCCACACAAAGAAGGAUAGAAACAACUGAUUAUUGAUUGCUAAAACAAAGUAGAUGUGGGAAAUAUCGCUCAAAGGAAGACAUGCAAAUCCUACAGGAAAAUAUAAAAAAAAAAGAGAAAAAGCCACCAAAAUA